UGUUCUGGUUCUUAUUCUGCUAGAGGUGCGCUGCGACUGCGAGGAGUAGACUAUGAAUUUUCAUGGAGAUAGUCGGAUUUCUGGGUUGUCUUCGGGUCGUCGAGUUUCUGUUAAAUCUGCGGCUUAUUUUCGACGAGGGUUGAUAUAGGAUGUCGGUCUGAGGAAUGGGAACAAAAGUACAGUGUAAGAGCUACUUGCCAGGAUAUUACUCCAUGAGGGACCUCAAUGAGGAUAACAACGGUAGCUGGCCUCUAUAUUAUGAAGACAAAACCUUGAAGAGUGGACAGUACUACAAUGGUUUCUUGCCAAGACCUUAUACGGAUGUAUAUCUGGGUUAUGAGAAGGAAAUGCUGAAGCAGACAAUGCUUAAGCAUGAAGCUAUAUUCCGGGGUCAGGUCUAUGAACUUCAUCGUAUUUAUAAGAUACAACGAGACUUGAUGGAUGAACUUAGAAGAAAGGAGGUCAACAAAUAUACUUUAUCUGUGGAGCCAUCACAAUCAAGUCUCUUUCCAUCUCAAAUGCCAUCAGAAGUUGUCCAGAAAAUGUGGCAAAACCCUACCAUUAGACCAUCUGUUUCAGGGACUGAAAACAUGCAAUCCACUUUCAGUUCUGUAAAGGAAAAGAACAAGCAAGUAGUAGGUCCUGUUCCAGCUCAAAAUGGAGGCAGUUCAAAUGAAUGCAAGCUCCCAAGAAAAAUGAUUGAUCUCCAACUUCCAGCCGAUGAGUAUAUCGAUAGUGAAGAAGGGGAACCGACUGAAGAAGAGAAACUUUCUAAUCACAGGGAUGCACCUGAGAGUGAUGUAAAGCUGUGUCUCGGCAAUGGUGGUAACCCCAAUCACACAGGAUGUAGUUUGAGAGAUGAUUCAUGUUUACGGAGCAGUCAUGGAUUGACUGACUUGAAUGAGCCCAUCCAGGUCGAUGAAGCAACAUCUUCGGCUUCCAUUGAUUUUUUGGGCCCUAUAACCAGCCAUGGGGAGGUUCAUAUUCGUGAGCUGCCUGGAAAACCAAAAUCAGGCAUCCUAGAGAUGCCAAAGGAAUUUUUCCAAAAUCCGCAGAAGGGAAGGGGUAAUGGUAUCUGCGCAAGCAUUCUACAUUUAGAGAGUGAAGGAAACAAACCAGAAUGGCUAUCCUAUAAUCCUGAAGCUGGGCUAAGUAGAAGUAAUUCAAGUUCUUUACCUCAGAGUUUCGGUCCAAAAAAAUUGCCCUUGGUUUCUGAGCCAGUACAAGUUGACCUUAAGAGAUCUUAUGAAAUUCCAGCAUUUCUCCGCUCUGAUCAGAUUUCAAGAGAGCCAUGGAAAGAAAUGGCAAAUUGUAGUGCAGAAAUCUCUGAAAGAAAUACUACUACUGCUAAUAACUAUCCUGGAUCAGUGGUGGCUUGUCAUGUUCCUUGUCAAUAUCCAACCAUCCAUCAGUUUGAUAUGUCUCAACCACCAUCAAUUUCGUCUUGUAGAAAGCCGGUGAGUAGUCUGAGCCAGAAUGCUGUAGCAGUUCAAGCACUUCCAUGCAUUGACCCAUCUGCUUCAUCAAGUAGGAGUUCCAAUGUGUCUAUCCAAGGCUAUGGGAUCUUCGGAGAUAAAUGGAGUCUCGACAGAAAUUUGAGAUUGAACCCUAGUUUUGGAAGUGAAGUGUCACACUGUAACGGCUUUUACCAGGGAUCCCAGUUGGAGUCCAAACAGGUUAAGUUCUCUAAGGCUGGCUUUGAUAAUCUGAACUGUGGUGAUGGCAAUACUUCAGCCACUAAAUAUUCAGAAAACCAUUCUGCAUUGAAGUAUUUUAAGGGUUCAGAAUGCAUGGAUGUGAAGUCCACAAAGGAUAUGAACCUGAAUGUGGCACUUCCAAUUGGCCUCCAAGAUGGGGUGGUUCCCCAACAAAAUCUUUCCAUUGAUGGAGGGGGAAAACAUGAGGAUCAACCUAGGGGCUUGCCUUGGCUCAGAGCAAAACCAGCUAGUAAUGAUGGGCCUGCCAGAGGAAAGGGAAGUUCAUCUCAUUUGAGAUUGGGUUUCUUAGAAGAAUCUUCCAUGCAGUCUCUGAACAAAAGUGAAACUAGAAGCAGUCCUGCUCUAAGUUUUAUUCAGAAUCUCAUGUCAGCUUCAUGUCACCAUGAUGCUGGGCCUAAGAAGACUGAGCCCGAAGGCUGUUCAAGUGAUAAGAAGAUCGUUGGGCUUCCCAUUUUUGACAAGGUUCACAUUUCCCACAACCAUUCUUCUUUUUUAAGCUCCCCUGCCAAGUUCCGUCAUGAUGCGUCUGAGGUUGAAGACACUGACAAUAGUGGGAAGUUGGGAGUGGUUCAUAUUGAUUUGUCUCUUGAUCCUAGAUUCCAAGACUCAGGAGAGAAGUCAACCACAGAGGAUGAGAUUGUCAAGAAGGGACUCGAUAACAACCGCACUAGCUCUAGGAAUCACAUUAAUUUGAACACUUGUACAAAUGUAGAAGAGAUUCUAUUGGAGUCUUCUGUUCCAAGAGACAAAAUGAAAAUUGCAGUUGAGAUAGAUUUGGAGGCCCCUCCGAUUCUUGAUACCGAGGAGAUUCCUCCUACGAGAGACGACUGUAUAGGAGACCAACCUGAGGAACUUGUCCAGUCAUCACAUCAUGAAGCUGGAGAGCAUCAUGAAGAACUUGCCAGGAUAGCUGCAGAGAGUAUACUCUCCAUCUCAUCAGCUACUGUUCGAGUGCAGUUGGAGCCAUCCAAUUGUCAACCACCAGAACCUUCUCUUGGAGACUCCUUGUAUUGGUUUGCAGAGGUUGUUACUUCAAACAUGGGUGACCUUGAGAGUAAGGUUAGGGUAACUUCAAGGGUUGAGGGUGGUUGCGAUCAUGAGGGGUCAUUUUCUGAGGGGGUUGAUUAUUUCGAGUCCAUGACAUUGCAGCUGAUAGAAACCAAGGUGGAAGAGUACUGGUGUAGGCCUCAGGCUCCAGAGAAUCUGAAGGAGGAAACAGUUGCAAUUUCAAAGCCGAAUCGACCUCGUAAGGGCCAUGGGAGGAGGGGAAGGCAGCGAAGGGACUUUCAAAGGGACAUCCUACCAGGUCUUGCUUCUCUCUCAAGGCAUGAAGUGACAGAAGAUCUCCAAACAAUUGGAGGACUGAUGCGAGCUACAGGUCGGCCUUGGGAGACAGGGUUGGCAAGGAGGAAUGCUGCUAGAAAUGGAUGGGCAAGAGGGAGACGGCGUUCGAGGGGCCCUAGUCUCACAGUGGAAGCAACCAAUGUCUGCCUACCUCCAGUGCAACCACCCAUUAAUAGUGAAGUAGGGCUGGAUGAAAGGAACCUAACAGGGUGGGGGAAGACACCUAGACGACCCCGGCGACAGCGAUGUCCAGCUGGUAAUCCUCCUCCUAUUCCUUCUUUAACCAUAGUAUAGAAAGAGGCCUCGCUUUGUGAUUUGAUAAUCUUAUAGAGGAUAUUGAGUUGAGAAUCGGCAGUUGUUUCUUUGGCUUUUGAGGGAGGGGGGGGGGGGGGGGGAGGGGGGAUUGCUUCCUUGUACAUGUCUUGAGCCCAAAUUUGGGGUGCCAUCGUUUAUUUGUGUUCGAGUCUACAAACUUGUAUAAUUCAGAAAUAAUGUUGCAGUAUUCUUCUAAGAUAUGCAUACCUUCUCCA
This is a messenger RNA of Telopea speciosissima, 3592 nucleotides long. RefSeq lists its product as uncharacterized. The record is from RefSeq and is a predicted model, not a curated record. The transcript has 4 exons. Bases 165 to 3356 code for a protein of 1063 amino acids. NCBI's taxonomy places the organism in Eukaryota, Viridiplantae, Streptophyta, Magnoliopsida, Proteales, Proteaceae.